This is a messenger RNA of Rotaria sp. Silwood1, 690 nucleotides long. The record is from the annotation of a GenBank genome assembly. Lineage: Eukaryota; Metazoa; Rotifera; Eurotatoria; Philodinida; Philodinidae.
AUGUGUAUGAAUACUUUACAACGAGAAGGUCAGAAUUCUACAUUGAAUCCUUCUAUGAUUAAUACUGAAGCAUUAUCAUCGGAAGUAAAAGCAUAUCCUAGAAGUUCAUCAGAAAAUAGUCUUGGAUCUUUUGAUGAUCAUGAUAUUAUUGAGUUUGGUCCAAUUAAAGUAAAACGACGUAAAAAACCCGCACCUACAUUAGCUACUGGUCGUCGAUCAAAAUAUGAGAUACUAAGUCCAGAAGAAGAACAAAAACGUGAUAUAAGACGAGCACGUAAUCGUGAAGCUGCUGAACGUGUACGUAUAAGUCGAUUAUGUGUUGAACAACAAUUACAAGAUCAAAUAGAUACAUUAGAAGAACAAGAACAAAAAUUAUUAAACGAUGUACAAAGGCUUCAAUACCAAAAGCUACAAUUAGAAACACGAGUUUUUACGCAUGAAAAAAUGUGUCCUAUUAGAUCGUUAUCGAAUGCACAAAAUCAUUUCAUGCCGACACUUAUUUCAACUAGUGCUCCAAUAUCAACAACAUUUCAACAAGGAGAACACACAUCUGAUCCUUACUUUGAAGACUUAUUCUCUAAUUUACCACCUCCUGUACAACUUCAGUCAAAUAAUUAUUCGAAUUUAACAACAACAACGAUGCCCGGUGAUGAUUUAGAUAUUUUUUUGAUGGAUAUGCAAAUGAUAUGA